AUGGCGGCGACUGGAGCGGGUCGCCUGAGACGCGCUGCGUCAGUCCUGCUGCUCCAGACCCCGCGCCUGCCGGCCCGGGAGCUGUCAGCUCCCGCCCGGCUCUAUCACAAGAAGGUUGUCGAUCAUUAUGAAAAUCCCAGGAACGUGGGGUCUCUUGACAAGACAUCUAAAAAUGUUGGGACUGGAUUGGUGGGGGCUCCAGCGUGUGGCGAUGUGAUGAAAUUACAGAUCCAGGUGGAUGACCAGGGGAAGAUCGUGGACGCCAGGUUCAAAACAUUUGGCUGUGGCUCCGCCAUCGCCUCCAGCUCGCUGGCCACCGAAUGGGUGAAAGGAAAGACGGUGGAGGAAGCCUUGACCAUCAAGAACACAGACAUCGCCAAGGAGCUGUGCCUGCCCCCCGUGAAGCUGCACUGCUCCAUGCUGGCUGAAGACGCCAUCAAGGCCGCCCUGGCUGAUUACAAACUGAAGCAAGAGCCCAAGAAAGGAGAGGCGGAGAAGGAAUGA
Pipistrellus nathusii (Nathusius's pipistrelle) is the source of this 504-nucleotide messenger RNA. The record is from the annotation of a GenBank genome assembly. NCBI's taxonomy places the organism in Eukaryota, Metazoa, Chordata, Mammalia, Chiroptera, Vespertilionidae.